UGAGUUACUCGCUCGAUGAGCUUCUUCCUCCUCAACUCAUCUCCCCUUUGUAACAAACGACCCACUUCUCGGCAGACGGUGAAAGCUUUCCUCAACGACAUGAUGGAUAGCAACAAGGGACACAUCGUCAACAUUGCAUCCAUGGCGGGCUGGAUCGGCUGCAACGGCCUCGUCGACUACUGCUCUUCCAAGUUCGCUGCCGUCGGCUUCGAUGAGGGACUGAAGCUGGAGCUGAAGGUGCUGGGCAAGACCGGCGUGAAAACCACAUGUGUGUGCCCCAUCUACAUAAGCACCGGAAUGUUCGAAGGUGUUCAGUCCAGGGUCCUGCCCAUCCUCACCCCGGAGUACGUGGCGCAGGAGGCCGUAGACGCCACACUCAUGAACCAGAGAAUGCUGAUGCUGCCGCCCUACGUGAGGCUCCUGGCGCUCUGCAGAGUGAUCCUUCCAGACAAAGCCAACUAUUUCCUGGGAAAGAUCGCCGGCGUUACCGUCAUGAUGGACAACUUUGUCGGCAGGAGCAAGAGUCGCUAGGGACCUGCGAGAUAAGUCUUCGAUACCGUCACAAAGCGAGCGCAAGAAUGAAUCAGGGAGAACAAUGGAACAUCACUGCUGACAUUUGCGAUGUUAUUUUGACAUUCCAUUAGAUUAGUGAUUCUCAACCCUUCCUCUGUCAUUUACCCCUUCGCCUGGAACUACUUUACCCCCCUUAUUUGCAUAAAAAAGUUGUGGUUAUUAAGAUUUUUUUAAUGAAUUAAUCUUGAUAAAAAGAAAGAUAUAGUUAUUGUCCAUUCGGUUUUAAAAAGCCAGAAGCAUCAUCAUUUGAUUCAUUAAGUCAUCCACUUCACUCACUUAAAGUUACCACGCGAACACCACGUGGCAAUAUCCGUCGCUUCCGCCCUCCGUACUAAUAUAGAUUUACCCUCUGCCAUGUAGAAUUUUUUACCCCAGCGGAUAACGUAACCCCCGGAUGAGAAUCACUGCCUUAUAUAUACAUAUAUGCUUUGUCGCGAACACAUCAGAAUUUUCGAAACUCGAAAUAUCGCAACUACCGACUCUUAAAGUAUUUUUCUUAAUGUCCAACCUUUUGGCUCUCGAAGCUAUUCAGUAACAUUAAUCGCAGCUGACUCUGUAUCUCCGUCAACUCCGCAGCAAAUGUUUAGAAAUCCGAAUCAUUCACUGAAAUCUGAAUUACUCACUGAAACUGCCAGUCGCUGUAAAUGUCAGUCCUUUCAAAUGUCUGCAAUAAAGGAAUGGCACAUUAA
Molecule: messenger RNA, 1262 nt
Organism: Penaeus indicus
Lineage: Eukaryota; Metazoa; Arthropoda; Malacostraca; Decapoda; Penaeidae
Product: protein dhs-3-like
Exons: 5
Coding region: 16-531 (171 amino acids)
Molecular function (GO): oxidoreductase activity, acting on the CH-OH group of donors, NAD or NADP as acceptor
Source: RefSeq, a predicted model, not a curated record